Messenger RNA from Ipomoea nil (Japanese morning glory), 3324 nucleotides. RefSeq lists its product as uncharacterized. Gene Ontology annotation, molecular function: nucleic acid binding; RNA-DNA hybrid ribonuclease activity. NCBI's taxonomy places the organism in Eukaryota, Viridiplantae, Streptophyta, Magnoliopsida, Solanales, Convolvulaceae. Bases 1 to 3324 code for a protein of 1107 amino acids. The record is from RefSeq and is a predicted model, not a curated record. The transcript has 2 exons.
AUGGUGGAAUGGGCUGAGUUGUUUGAGGAGGUGUUGGUACGUAAUCUGUUUACUCUAAAUUCUUACCAUAGCGCCAUUAUUAUUGAUACGGAGUCGAGGCAUGUGCGAGCGGCAAGGCGGGCGUUCAAAUUUGAGUCGCCGUGGCUUUUAAAGGACGGCUGUGCGCAGGUUGUGGAUGAAGCAUGGCGCCAAUCUCUGGGUCUGACGUUUCAACAACGCAUUGAGCUUUGCGGUCAACGGUUAGGGACAUGGGGCGGCGAGCACUUCCAGAGGUUUGGGAACCGUAUCAGGUUCUUGCGGAAUAGGCUCGAUCGAUUAAAGGAGGACCGCACUUCUGCGGCAGUGGACGAAUUUCGGACUGUUGAAGGGGAGUUAGAGAUCUUAAUUCGUCAAGAAGAGAUCUUCUGGAAGCAACGUUCAAAACAGCUGUGGCUGCAGCAUGGAGACAUGAACACGAAAUAUUUUCACAGGGUUGCGUCCGGUCGCCGUCGGCGUAACCUUCUGCUAAGAAUGAAAGACCAGUCCGGGACAUGGAGGGAGGGUACAGCGAUGCACUCAGAAAUAUUGAGGUACUUUGAUUAUAUUUUUUGUUCCAAUUCAAGUAAUCCAAAUCCCAUGAAUUGUGUUCGGCAUCGGGUAUCGAACGAGAUGAAUGUCUCUUUGAUGCGCCCGUUCACGAUCAUUGAGGUUAAAGCUGCGUUAUUUUCCAUGGCGCCGAAAAAAGCGCCUGGGCCUGAUGGCAUGUCGCCGGCUUUUUACCAACACUUUUGGCCGGUGCUUGGGCACGACAUGGCAGUCUUUAUUCUGCAGUGUGUGGCCUCUCAAAGAUUGCCCGAGGGGCUGAAUGAGUCAAAUAUUGUUCUUCUACCAAAGAAGAAGGUCCCGGAAAGGGUGACAGACUUGCGUCCAAUAGCAUUGUGUAACGUGGUCUAUAAAGUGUUAGCCAAAAUGUUGGCGAACAGACUUAAAAUAUGUUUAGAGCAGGUUGUGUCGGAGUCGCACAGUGCCUUUGUCCCGGAAAGGCUCUUGACGGAUAAUGUAAUAGUGGUCGGGGAAGUUGGUCAUUAUUUGCGGAGGAAAACAAAAGGAGUUGUGGGGUGGACUGCGCUAAAGCUCGAUAUGGCUAAGGCGUACGAUAGGAUGGAGUGGUGUUUUUUAGAAGGGAUGUUAGGGGCAUUGGGGUUUGAAAGGCGCUGGGUAGAGUUGUUGAUGAUGUGUGUUACUACUAUAAAUUACACAAUACAGGUCAACGGGGAGGCGGUUGGUACUGUUCGCCCUUCUAGGGGGAUCAGACAAGGGGACCCACUGUCCCCUUAUCUAUUUAUAAUAUGUGCCGAGGGGUUAUCUGUUUUGCUACAGCAGGCGGAGGCGAGGGGUGAUAUUCACGGGGUGCGUGUGGCACGGGGUGCCCCGACCGUUACUCACCUAUUUUUUGCUGACGAUAGCUUGUUAUUCUUCAGGGCAAACCAACAGGAAACUUUGAAGGUUAAGGAAUGUCUGGAUCUGUACUGUGCCGCUUCGGGGCAGCUCAUAAACUUCGAUAAAUCAAAUGCUGUUUUCAGUGUGAACACGACACCCGCGAUGAGGAGUUUGAUAGCUAACAGUCUCGGGGUUAAUGAAGCAACAGAUUUAGGACGAUAUCUGGGCCUUCCGUCCGCAUUGGGCAGGAACAAAACGGCUGCUUUCCGGUAUGUAGAAGAAAAGGUUCGGGAACGCAUUGGAUCUUGGCAAAAUAAACUCCUCUCGAGGGUCGGGAAGGAAGUUUUGCUUAAAAGCAUUGCUCAAGCCAUGCCUAUAUUUACCAUGUCAAUGUUCUUGCUGCCGUUACGUGUUUGUGAUACCAUUGAAAAAUUAUUUAACAGGUUCUGGUGGGGUGGUGGUGGUACGGGUACGAGAGGAAUUCAUUGGCUGAGAUGGAGCAAGUUGUGCGAGACAAAGUCGAGGGGUGGUUUGGGGUUCAAACGUCUGCACGAGUUCAAUUUGGCGCUACUAGCAAAGCAAGGGUGGCGUAUUUUAACAAAUCCCGAAUCUCUGGGGCAAAAGGUUUUGAAACUAGGACUUGCCAGGCGCAUCAGUGAUGGUCUUGACACCCGAAUUUGGGAUUGGCCUUGGCUCUCGGAUGGCACCAAACCAGACUUAGUCACGCCUCGUACAGAUGCGCUGCAGGUUGCUACGAUAAGUGGGUUAUUUACCAGUCACGGAACGUGGGAUACGGCCAUCUUACAUGACUUUUUCCAGGAGGAGGAUGUUCGCUGGAUCCUUGCUACACCUAUGAGUCCGCAAUGUAAAGACUCUUGGCGGUGGUUGGGAGAUAUACGGGGUAACUACACUGUGAGACAUGGGUAUCGGCUUCUUAUGAACAGCAGCGAGGAGAAUAAUUAUGCAGGGGAGUUUCACGCUUGGAACUCUCUAUGGUCAUUACCAAUUUCCCCAAAGGCGAAGAAUCUUUUAUGGCAUUGUGCUCGGGGGGUGUUGCCUGUACGUGAGAACCUCAAGCUGAAGCAUGUCUGGAUUAGAGGGGGAUGUCCGUUAUGUGGUCACAAUUGGGAAUCUAUGGAACAUCUUUUUUGUGAAUGUCCGUAUGCAACAGCGUUAUGGGAACAAGAGGACGUGUUGAAUGGUCGGUGCAUGCAGCUGUUUAUGGAUCAGUGGCUCACUAAUUCGACUGUGGAGCAAUCAACGAGGUUGGCGGCAAUCAUAUGGGUGGUCUGGUCUACAAGAAAUGACAUCGUGUGGCGUAACAUCCAGCCGUUUGUGGCAGCCAUGCGUAUGCAAGUGUCGAGUGUACGAGCUUGCUGGGAAGAGUCGAACCGGAGGGGCAUACGAGAUGUGGAUCGUGCCGGGCAUGCAUCAACGUGGGAACCGCCACCAAUCUCGUCCGUCAAAUGCAAUGUGGACGCAGCCACGUUCUCGGAUGGAGCCGGGUACGGAGCGGUUAUCCGAGAUCAUAAUGGACGAUUUAUAGCGGCAAAAAAUGGGCGCAUCAUGAGCAACCGUGAACCUUUGAUGGUGGAGGCGAUUGCAGCGAGGGAGGCUUUGAAAUGGCUCAAGGACUUACAAUAUAGUAAUAUCAUUAUCGAGUCAGACUGUUUAAAUUUUUGUACCGCUUUUAAUUCCCGUAGUCGUGAUUUUUCUUAUUUGGAUGUAAUUGUUAAGCAAUGCGUGUCUAUUGCUAAUGGCAUUGGAAACGUUAGCGUUUGCCAUGUCAGGAGAACAGCGAAUCGUGUGGCUCACGAACUAGCACGGGCAACCGGUUCCUCGUCUGUCUCUGGUACGUGGGAAUUUAUCCCACCGGCUUGUAUCUCUGGGUUGUUAAGUUAUUAA